Octopus sinensis (East Asian common octopus) is the source of this 1012-nucleotide messenger RNA. RefSeq lists its product as uncharacterized. Bases 114 to 881 code for a protein of 255 amino acids. The record is from RefSeq and is a predicted model, not a curated record. NCBI's taxonomy places the organism in Eukaryota, Metazoa, Mollusca, Cephalopoda, Octopoda, Octopodidae. The transcript has 5 exons.
AGUGAUUCUGUGCUCGGUAAAUAAAUAGGUUGAGACCUUCAGUUUAGAUCUCAUAUUCGAUGAAUUGUUGAACGAAAGCGCAAUAUCACGUACCAACGACAACUAUCACCAUAAUGGAUUUGGCGCAGCUGUCUCGGAAUAUUUCGCAGCGUUUUUCCAUUUCUUCCCUCAUAACUUUUGGGUUUCUACUCGUUCUCACCAUAACGAAUCUUCACCAAAAUUCAAGAAUUGGAAAAAUGGAAGAGAAAUCACAAGCAAACCGUUUCAUCUCCAAGAAAUCUUUCGAUAAACCUGAUGCCACACCAAAACCCGGUCUCGGAUCAUUGUAUACCCGAUGGGGCAGAACAACUUGUUCUCCUUAUUCAAAACUUGUAUAUGAAGGUGUGGCUGGUGGACAAUAUUAUUCCCAUACUGGUGGCGGAAGUAAUCUCUUAUGUCUACCCCACGAUCCCAUUUGGGCCAAUUAUACUGCACAGGUUGUAGAUGGAGGUUGGAUUCAUGGCACUGAAUAUCAACUAAAACCUUACCUAUUUAAUAAACUCUUUUCUUUUGCUAACGCUAAUGCACUUAAUGAUCACAACGUUCCGUGCGCUGUCUGUUUGACACGACAACCUGUUGUUGUUAUGAUGUUACCAGCCAGGACACAGUGUUACGCUGGUUGGAGAGCUGAGUAUUCAGGAUAUUUGAUGUCCAGUCAUCCCGGGCAUAAGGGCAGACAUGAAUAUGUGUGUGUGGAUCAUGCACCAGAAGCUGAUCCAGCAGGUUACAGAGACGAAGAUGGAGCUUUAUUGUAUUUCGUUCAGGCUGGUUGUGGUUCAUUGCCAUGUCCACCGUAUGUCAAUGGUCGAGAAUUAACCUGCGUUGUGUGCAGUAAACAUUGAAUAGAAAUUAAAUUCGCUUCCAUAUGAAAAGAUGUCUGUGAAUUACAAUAAAUAAUAUAAAAUUUUAAUUGUGUUACCUAAUAUUUUCUUUAAAUUAUGUCUAUCGUUACAAUAAACUUGUGUACUAGUUU